UUUCUCUGAUUAAAUGUCGAUGAAAAUGUACUUAAAGAGACGACGACGUUUCUUAAAUGCGAUAUUAUUUUCCCUUUCGCUAUGGCCGACCCAGAUCCCUGUACGAAGUCGGGGAAAUUCGUGGGGAAGUGCGAAUGCAAACAUUGCUACUUCAUAAAGUGGAUAUUGAUACCGGAGAUGGUCCAUGGCCGUUAUUUCUGUGAGCCUGGGUCCAGGGAAUUCGUCGAGCUCGAUUCCGUCGACGUGGAACACCUAGACCGGAAGAUCAGUCGCAAGAACAUGCUACACCGGGUGAUGGCACGCGUAAAGUUUUCCGGAGUAACGUGUAGCUUUCCUCUUAUUAUCAAAUUGCCUAAACGUACGGAAACUACGCUGCCCGGCUCAUUCUUGAACGAGGAGAUGUUUUAUAGCAAGAUGACGCUUGACUAUGGAACAGACGGCACCUCGAAGUGUUACGUGUCCGAUCUAGGUCGAUUCGAUGAUCAGGCUGUUAUCGUAUUGGAAGAUCUGGCCGCGAGUGGUUACACACAAGUAGAUGAAAAAUUAGAUGAGGAUCACCUGAAGUUGUGCAUGAAAGCUUUGGCGACGUUUCACGGCAAGGGAUUGAAACUGAAGGCACAUAACUUUCCUAUUUUCAGAGAGUUCUAUGCGAAACUAUCUGAACCGAUUGACUGGUUGCACCUUAAUACAAGUCCUGGCAGUGUCAGAACAUCUGAACUUAUAGUUGAAUCAACAUUGGAUAAUCCUGAAUGUUUGGACACUUCAUUAUAUUCUGCAUUGCCAGUUGAGGCAAGUCUCUCCGAGAAAAUAAAAGCAAAACACAGCGUAACGACCAAACUCGAGUUUAACGAUUUUUGGACCAUCUGCCAUGGUAAUUUCACACGGAAUAACUUGUUGUUCAGGUACGAAAAUGGGUAUCCGAGCGACGUAAAAGUGAUUGAUUGGAGUACAAUGAGGUACUGUUCACCAUCGAUCGAUUUCGGUCACAUUCUCCUCGAAAAUCUGCCCGACGACAAUAAUCUGGCGAAGGUUAAGGCAUUUUGCCAGAAUAUGUUGGAGAUUUAUUUAGACGCCGUGAAAGAUGUGUAUCUAGAAGUGGAUCGCGAACUCUUGGAACGAGAUAUUAUCGCCAAGUUGCCGUUUGCGUAUGGUAUGAUUGAAAAUCGGAUGCUCAGAAAAACAGGGAUGAUGUUGCGUGCGAUCGAUCAGUUGGGCAGCUUUGAUUGAAAUCGCUAUCGUCGUUUGAUUACAGUUAUUUAAUCCUUUAUAUAAUAGUUUAUAGAGUCUUCACGAUAUUUGGUUCAUGUAUUAAAUUUCUCACCAUUUUACUGUGCAUAUUCGUGAUAGCAGUACGAAUAGAGUAUAUCAAAAUGAAUGUUACAGAUUUAAGUUCAAGGAUUUACUUU
This is a messenger RNA of Trachymyrmex septentrionalis, 1406 nucleotides long. RefSeq lists its product as uncharacterized. The coding region runs from base 82 to 1227 and encodes 381 amino acids. The record is from RefSeq and is a predicted model, not a curated record. Lineage: Eukaryota; Metazoa; Arthropoda; Insecta; Hymenoptera; Formicidae. The transcript is spliced from 3 exons.